Messenger RNA from Orbicella faveolata, 6233 nucleotides. RefSeq names its product putative histone-lysine N-methyltransferase PRDM6. The record is from RefSeq and is a predicted model, not a curated record. Gene Ontology annotation, molecular function: protein binding. Gene Ontology annotation, cellular component: nucleus. Gene Ontology annotation, biological process: regulation of gene expression. NCBI's taxonomy places the organism in Eukaryota, Metazoa, Cnidaria, Anthozoa, Scleractinia, Merulinidae.
AUAAUAGAAAUCAACAAGCAGAAAGACAAUUAUCCAAUCAGGCUCUUGCAGCAAACAAGACCUCAAUCCCUGUGCGAUGAAUGAUUCUAGAAUUUACUACCAAGCUCCGUCGUGUUGCUAUCCAGACGUUCACUACAAAUAUUCUUCCUGGUAAAAAAAAAAAAAACCACAGUAACCAGCCAACUACGGAGGACAAUGUCGAUAUUCGUGAACAGUGAAGAGCUGAAGACAAAAAUACAAAACGAUUUGAUUUCAAGCCACUCGAAGAAAUUUUUCAACGUCAAAGUUCCACCUCGAGAAAAACAGCCAUUCAUUCCUACAGCUGCUGUUGUUAGCUGCUUGUUUGAAAGAAAACAACCUGUCUUCAUCGACGCCGAUACACUGGAAAAAAGUGGAGUGAAUUUUGGAGGUUUUAACUCGCAAAUGUGGUGUCUUCGUUGUAAGAAGCAAUAUGCCGAACCUUGCCCUUUACAUGGUUUGAGUUAUGCGUCAAGACAGGACAGCGGUUUUCAUACGUGCAAAGCUAUGAGGUCACUUCCGCAGGAAGUGUGUUUGUGUAGGUCGAGUGUCCCUGGUGCUGAGUUCGGAGUUUGUACCAGAAGGCACAUUCCUGCAGGGACGUGGAUUGGUCCAUUUGAAGGAAAACGAGUUUAUCCUGGUGACGUGACAGCAGGCAUGGAUACGUCUUUCAUGUGGGAGAUUUUCGAAGGCAAUAAGUUGAUGUAUUUUAUCGAUGGUAGUGACUUGGAGUCUUCAAGCUGGAUGCGUUUUAUUCAGUGCGCACGCUCCAAACAUGAACAGAAUCUUUUCGCCUUUCAAUACCGAGGCAACGUUUAUUAUCGUUCAUUCAAGGACAUAGUUGUUGGAGAAGAACUUCUUGUUUGGUAUGAUGAUAAAUAUCUUCAGCAUUUUGGAAUACCGACAGGACUGCAGGAAAUUUGCUUUGUUAUAGAUCACGGAGGAGUGUUUGAAACAUGCGAGAAGGACUUAUCACAUCACAAAGCUCAAACAGAGCAGACACCUUCAGAUGUUUGGUUUACCGGAAUGCUACAGCCAGUGGAACAGAAAUCCCAACCGCGUUUGCGUGAAGCAGGUAUUCCAUUAACAAGAAGUUCAUCUACCGACAGCAAGCUCUCUGACCAGCGAUCCUCUCCUGUCAGUGACGUAGAAAGUGACGUCAGUGAUCCUGGAAAUAAUCUAGUUCCAGUUGCUAAGAGUCCUCCUUUGGGGGAAAUGACGUCAUGGCGCUGUCAGCAGUGCCACAAGACCUUUUCCCAGCGGGUGGCUCUACAGCUACACGUGUGUCCGUGCCAGCCGGCUAAACCAUAUCAGUGUGGACAGUGCAGCUUGUCCUUUUCCAAUCCUUCGCAUCUCCGUGCGCAUGUCAUCUCGCAUUCUAGCGAGAAGCCGUUUAAAUGCGGCUUUUGUUCGCGCGCUUUUGUUGGCGCAACAACACUGACUAAUCACAUAAGAUCUCAUAUGGGACAAAAACCUUUUGGUUGCGAAAAAUGUGGUAAAACAUUCUCACAACCUGGACUGUUGGCAAGACACGCCAGAAACCCGCGUGAAUGUAAGGGUAGUGUUUCACCUUCAUCUAUGAUCGCUGCGCGAAAAAUGAUCAACCCUUUCGUGGAUAGCGUGAGUUUGAAUCGGGACGGGAUGUUUCAGCCCGUAGCCAAGAAAGCCCGUAUGGUUUCAUCGCCCAAAGUGAUCUCCACAAAGCCUUCACCGUACUCCUUCACUGUGACUGACUUACAGAAAUGUCUUUUCAACGCAUCGGCCGUUCAUCCAGUUAGCACACAGGACGUAUUGGUGAAGAAAAAGGGAUCGACUUGUUUCUGGUGCGACGCUAGCUCAACAGAUCCGAGUUUCCAGUGUCCGUGUCAUCAACACGAAACUUCUGCCUCUCCACGAGCAACAAACCUGCCACUUGCUCUGAAAUCCCUUCCGCCGGAAGUGGACUUGUGUGCAUCAAGCGUUCCAGGAACGGGAUACGGUAUUUGCGCCAAGCGAGCGAUUCCUGUCGGCGCGUGGAUUGGGCCUUAUGAAGGAACAUUUAUGAAGCCUGAGGAGCUGUCUUCUGUUACAGAUACUUCGUACAUGUGGGAGAUCUUUGAAGACGGCAAACUGGCGGGAUUUGUUGACGGCAGUGACGAAAAAGUUUCAAGCUGGAUGCGUUUCAUCCGCUGUGCUCGCCACAAAGGUGAACAAAACCUGUUUGCCUUCCAGUACCUGGGAAAAGUGUACUACCGCUCUUUCAAGGCCAUCCUGCCUGGACAGGAAAUGCUGGUUUGGUACGAUGAAAAAUACCCACAAUACCUUGGCGUCCCAAGCUCAAUCUUCGAUAUGGGUCCCUUGACAGCAAAAGGAACUACAAAACAGCCAGAAAAGUUCGGCACUGUCCUUACGGAAGAAGGCCGGGUGCCAUCUGAGACACAAUAUCCACCCACCCCUCCCAGCUCAGUGCCUUCUCCCUCCAGUCCUCCGCAUUCGCCAAACAGUCAGUCAGGGAGUCAGCAACAGCCAUCUCCGACCAGAGCAAUCAGUGGUGAGCCGUUCAACGGUAUUCAGAGCGACGUUCCUUCUGCCUUCGACUUUACGUCUGCUGUGACUGGCCCUGAAAAGCCACAGCACCUGAUGCUUCAGGAGAAGUUGGUGGUUAAUCAGUCUCACCCGCUGCCAUCGCCAGAAAGUGAGACCAGCAAUCCUGCCUCACCCAUCCCUACUGAAGAUGGACAGAACAAAACUGCAAAACCAAGUCAACCCGUAUUCAGCAACAUCACUGAGCUGAGCCUGUGGAAGUGCGGCCAGUGCAAGAAGUCCUUUCCACAGAGAACCAUGCUCCAAGUUCACGUCUGCAAUGAGGCGCCAAAGAAGCCAUAUCAGUGCGGACACUGCUCGCAGAGCUUCUCACAUCCCGCCCAACUGCGCGCGCAUGCUGUCAGUCAUGCCAGUAAGAAGCCAUUCAAGUGCGGCUACUGUUCGCGUGCGUUUGCCGGGGCUACCACUCUGAACAAUCACAUAAGGACACACACUGGUGAGAGACCGUUUGUGUGUGACAAAUGCGGCAAGAAUUUCACUCAAGGAUCACAGCUUAGCAGACAUCAGAGAAUCCCUGGCGACUGCUGUGAAUAUUGCAUAAAAGGCGUAAGCUUUAACAUCGCCCGCCUUUUGGUAAAUAAGACCUUUAAACUAAUCAGCUAUUCGGUGCUCGAGGUGGAACGCAAGCAAGCAGUUAGACAAAUCUCAACUCCCAAAAGUUGUAAGAUAUCACCUUCUGGACCGCAAAGUAUAUACCAUUACCACAUCGUCGACAGUUUGAGAACACUGGAAAUGGAAGUCGAAAACAAGGCGCGAAAAAUGAUCAACCCUUUCGUGGAUAGCGUGAGUUUGAAUCGGGACGGGAUGUUUCAGCCCGUAGCCAAGAAAGCCCGUAUGGUUUCAUCGCCCAAAGUGAUCUCCACAAAGCCUUCACCGUACUCCUUCACUGUGACUGACUUACAGAAAUGUCUUUUCAACGCAUCGGCCGUUCAUCCAGUUAGCACACAGGACGUAUUGGUGAAGAAAAAGGGAUCGACUUGUUUCUGGUGCGACGCUAGCUCAACAGAUCCGAGUUUCCAGUGUCCGUGUCAUCAACACGAAACUUCUGCCUCUCCACGAGCAACAAACCUGCCACUUGCUCUGAAAUCCCUUCCGCCGGAAGUGGACUUGUGUGCAUCAAGCGUUCCAGGAACGGGAUACGGUAUUUGCGCCAAGCGAGCGAUUCCUGUCGGCGCGUGGAUUGGGCCUUAUGAAGGAACAUUUAUGAAGCCUGAGGAGCUGUCUUCUGUUACAGAUACUUCGUACAUGUGGGAGAUCUUUGAAGACGGCAAACUGGCGGGAUUUGUUGACGGCAGUGACGAAAAAGUUUCAAGCUGGAUGCGUUUCAUCCGCUGUGCUCGCCACAAAGGUGAACAAAACCUGUUUGCCUUCCAGUACCUGGGAAAAGUGUACUACCGCUCUUUCAAGGCCAUCCUGCCUGGACAGGAAAUGCUGGUUUGGUACGAUGAAAAAUACCCACAAUACCUUGGCGUCCCAAGCUCAAUCUUCGAUAUGGGUCCCUUGACAGCAAAAGGAACUACAAAACAGCCAGAAAAGUUCGGCACUGUCCUUACGGAAGAAGGCCGGGUGCCAUCUGAGACACAAUAUCCACCCACCCCUCCCAGCUCAGUGCCUUCUCCCUCCAGUCCUCCGCAUUCGCCAAACAGUCAGUCAGGGAGUCAGCAACAGCCAUCUCCGACCAGAGCAAUCAGUGGUGAGCCGUUCAACGGUAUUCAGAGCGACGUUCCUUCUGCCUUCGACUUUACGUCUGCUGUGACUGGCCCUGAAAAGCCACAGCACCUGAUGCUUCAGGAGAAGUUGGUGGUUAAUCAGUCUCACCCGCUGCCAUCGCCAGAAAGUGAGACCAGCAAUCCUGCCUCACCCAUCCCUACUGAAGAUGGACAGAACAAAACUGCAAAACCAAGUCAACCCGUAUUCAGCAACAUCACUGAGCUGAGCCUGUGGAAGUGCGGCCAGUGCAAGAAGUCCUUUCCACAGAGAACCAUGCUCCAAGUUCACGUCUGCAAUGAGGCGCCAAAGAAGCCAUAUCAGUGCGGACACUGCUCGCAGAGCUUCUCACAUCCCGCCCAACUGCGCGCGCAUGCUGUCAGUCAUGCCAGUAAGAAGCCAUUCAAGUGCGGCUACUGUUCGCGUGCGUUUGCCGGGGCUACCACUCUGAACAAUCACAUAAGGACACACACUGGUGAGAGACCGUUUGUGUGUGACAAAUGCGGCAAGAAUUUCACUCAAGGAUCACAGCUUAGCAGACAUCAGAGAAUCCCUGGCGACUGUGUGGCCCGCGUUUAGAAGAAAAUAAAAGAAACACUAUGUCAGUGUGGACUAACACUGGAGUGUUGAUCGGAAACGCUUAUAGCCCAGAUCUCGUCAACUGGAGAUAUUUUUUUGUGAAUAUGGUGUAGAAAAAUGAAAGAAUGAAAAAACAAGGACACUAAAGAGUAAAGACCUUCCAUAGUUUAUAAUAAAAGAGCCAAUGACUACGAUAUUAGCCAUUUAGUUUUGAAAAUUAAUCAGGACAAGGAGCGUCUUUCAUUUUUGAAGCUUAUGAAUGCUUGUAAAAGCACUUUAACUUCGUGGUUUUAUUCUGAUCAUUGUACAAUAAAUGUAAAUAUUCGUAUGUGUUCUUGAAGGGACGAUCAUGGUAGAACUGAAUUACUCGUAAUAUGAAAUUUGUACAUAGGGCAUUUUGAGAGACUGUUCGGCGAACCAAUAGACCUUGAAAAAUAAAAACGACUUCAUAUAAAUAGACCUUUUUGUAAUUUUGAUUAAUUUUAGUUUCCUUACCGAAAAACUAGAAAUUGUUGUAAGGACGUCUGCGUGUGGCAUAUUUGUGUUAGUUUUUAGUUACCGCGAAAUUCCCUGCGCGCGAGGACUCGAACACGCAAAACCUAACGCGAUUUCGCGUGCCUCGCACACGCGCGCGAUGUUUACAAAGUGAACAAGUUUCUUCGAGGGAACUCCUAAAGUACGUGAUUUUCCCUUUUGAAUAGAUAACUUUUAUUUUCAUCCCAGGAAUACUUUAGUAUAUUUACCAUAAGCUUUAUGGGUAGGUUAAUAAAAUGUUCGAGAUAAAUUUAGCAGAUUCUUUGUCUAUUUCUACGGUCAAAACAAAAGCAAAUUCAUGAAUAAAACACGGACUAUCUGUAAAUUUAAAAGCCGUGAAUAACAAGAAUGAAGACGUGAGAGAUUGUUAUCUCGUCGUUUCUACUCAUGAUUGUGGUACUGCUAUCACCGCCCGCAAUUAAGAUCAUCACUUAGCCGUGCAUCUUUUAUUUGCACAGACAAAAUUUUUCUCAGCCAACAGUUAUGUCAACAGUCUUUAUGGCGUUUAGUGGUCGCAGUUUAUUUUCAUGCAGAAAGUUCUGCCGUCAUGCUGUGUAAUUCUUUGAUUUAACUUCCUUGGGGGAUGCAUUCCGAUAGACUCUGGUACCGCCUUUUUACUUAAAUACCCGUUAUGUUUCAUUGAUUUCAAAAUAAUCGUUCAUCUGUUAUUACUCGUGCCUCAAACUGGCUUUAUUUUGCCGUUUCUUGCGUUCUUCCAGCCUGAACCGAACUCGUUGUUAGCUUUUUGAGCAAAAGGAAAGAACGAUUGAACUGAAAAAAAUCGCUUUUGUUAACCACAUUAUUAAGACUUA